CUGGCAUUUACAUACUUUAUUGUGUAUAACCACGUAUUGUUUUUGAAAUUAAUUCGAACUGCCCGCUUUACACCAGAAGACAAAUUUUCGAAGUACCGUAUAAUUAACAAACGUCGGUUCGGUCUGCUGCUAACGCAAGAGCCGGCUCCUACUUACUGA
This is a messenger RNA of Soboliphyme baturini, 159 nucleotides long. Lineage: Eukaryota; Metazoa; Nematoda; Enoplea; Dioctophymatida; Soboliphymatidae. The record is from the annotation of a GenBank genome assembly.